AUGCUGGCCAUUUGGGUGGCUUUAACAGUUUGUUUGUUGGCUAACCCAUGUUUGGGCUGGAGCUCAGGGAGCAACUGCAGCAAGCGCUUGGAUGCGAAUACGGCUAGAUGCUGUGAAAUGCCAGAUGUCGAUAUUAGUCCAUAUCUCGAGAGAUGUGGCCACUUUCUGAGCAGUAAUCAAUUGAGUUUGAUACCCUGCCUAGUGGACUGCAUCUUUAAUGCCAGCCAAGUGUUGACUGCAAAGCAGCUGAAUCCGGAUAAUGCACGCAACAUGACUGAAAUACUAUUGAGGGCUCAUCCCGACUUUGUGGACGUCUCAGUGGCAGCGCUGCUCAACUGCUCGGCCAAUAGAAAGCAGUGGGAGAAGUUUCAGAAACGACGUUUCUUUGGCAAUUACAAAUGCACCCUAUUGCCGCUCUAUCUGAGAAUGUGCGCCGUGGAUUAUAUAUACGUCAAUUGCCCAUCGAGCAGCUGGAAGAGCAGCAAGGCGUGCGAGGAGGCGCGUGAGCACAAGUUGAACUGCAAGUGCGAUUUCACUGGAAAUCUGUGUAGACCAAGAUACUAAGAAUCGGAUAAUAUGGAAUAUCUCACUUGAUAUCAGUUGG
Drosophila navojoa is the source of this 604-nucleotide messenger RNA. RefSeq lists its product as uncharacterized. NCBI's taxonomy places the organism in Eukaryota, Metazoa, Arthropoda, Insecta, Diptera, Drosophilidae. The record is from RefSeq and is a predicted model, not a curated record.